Cervus elaphus (red deer) is the source of this 1244-nucleotide messenger RNA. RefSeq names its product olfactory receptor 5H8-like. The record is from RefSeq and is a predicted model, not a curated record. The transcript has 4 exons. Lineage: Eukaryota; Metazoa; Chordata; Mammalia; Artiodactyla; Cervidae. Gene Ontology annotation, molecular function: odorant binding; G protein-coupled receptor activity; olfactory receptor activity. Gene Ontology annotation, cellular component: membrane. Bases 303 to 1244 code for a protein of 313 amino acids. Gene Ontology annotation, biological process: G protein-coupled receptor signaling pathway; sensory perception of smell.
UGUUAUUGCAAUUCCGGUGCCUGAGUUCUAUUUUCUAUUAAUACUUCAGAAAGCCGAAUGCUAAAGGGAUUUCCACAAUUUCUUAACAGAUAUCGAGAAAUAAACCGAAGAGGAAAGUAAUGAAGAACCACGUGAAGGGAGUUAAAACAUUGAAGGGCAGGCCAAACCAUACGAGAUGCUCUUAACUCAGUGUGCUUCUAUAAGGAGAUAAAAUGCGCUUGUAUUAUUUCUACCUCAGAAAACCAAAUGCUGAGAGGAUCUUGACAAUUUCUUAACAGAUACUGAGGUCAUCUAUCAAGGGUAUGGAAACAAAAAAUGCAACAGAGCUGACAGAGUUCAUUCUCACAGGACUUACACAUCAACCAGAGUGGCAGAUCCCCCUGUUCCUUCUGUUCUUGAUGAUAUACCUCAUCACCAUUGUGGGAAACCUUGGUCUAAUCGCUCUCAUCUGCAAUGACCCUCACCUUCACAUCCCCAUGUACUUAUUCCUUGGGAAUCUGGCCUUUGUGGAUACUUGGUUAUCCUCCACAGUGACCCCCAAAAUGCUGCUCAACUUCUUUGCCAUGAGCAAAAUGAUCUCUCUUUCUGAAUGUAAGAUACAAUUUUUUUCCUUUGCAAUUUGCGUAACCACAGAAUGUUUUCUGCUGGCAACAAUGGCAUUCGAUCGCUAUGUGGCCAUAUGCAAACCACUGCUUUAUCCAGUGAUCAUGACCAACAGACUAUGUAUCUUGCUGUUAGUUUUGUCAUUUUUAGGUGGCCUCUUCCAUGCCAUAAUUCAUAAUGCUUUUUUACUCAGAUUAACCUUCUGCAAUUCCAUCAUAGUACAUCACUUUUAUUGUGACAUUAUACCAUUGUCUAAGAUUUCCUGUACUGACCCUUCCAUUAAUUUUCUUAUGGUAUUCAUUUUUGCUGGAUCAAUACAGGCAUUCACCAUUUCCAUUGUUCUUGUCUCUUAUACACUUGUUCUCUUUACGAUCUUAAAAAAGAAGUCUCUACAAGGAAUAAGGAAGGCCUUCUCCACCUGUGGAGCCCACCUCCUGUCUGUCUCUUUAUACUAUGGGCCUCUUCUCUUCAUGUAUGUGCUCCCUGGAUCUGCACAAGAAAAUGAUCAGAAUAUGAUGGACUCUCUGUUUUACACUGUCAUAAUUCCUUUCUUAAAUCCAAUAAUUUACAGCCUGAGAAAUAAGAAAGUCAUAGACUCACUGACAAAAAUGUUAAAGAGAAAUGUUUCGAUAACAUAUUAA